Sarcophilus harrisii (Tasmanian devil) is the source of this 3564-nucleotide messenger RNA. It is a transcript of the gene RSU1, whose product is annotated as Ras suppressor protein 1. The transcript has 9 exons. The coding region runs from base 113 to 844 and encodes 243 amino acids. The record is from RefSeq and is a predicted model, not a curated record. Gene Ontology annotation, molecular function: protein binding. Lineage: Eukaryota; Metazoa; Chordata; Mammalia; Dasyuromorphia; Dasyuridae.
CGGGGCCGCGCGCGGCGCGGUCUGCGCUUGCGCCGGGGUCCGGGACAGGGCGUAUUUACUCCUCCGGCCGAGCAGCUCUCCGCCGAGUCCCGACGCCGGUGCCCCCGCAAGCAUGUCCAAGUCUCUGAAGAAGCUGGUGGAGGAGAGCCGGGAGAAGAACCAGCCCGAGGUGGACAUGUGCGACCGCGGCAUCUCCAGCAUGCUGGACGUCCACGGCCUGUUUACUUUAUCCCACAUCACACAACUGGUUCUCAGUCACAACAAGCUAACAACUGUGCCUCCAAACGUGGCAGAACUGAAGAAUCUGGAAGUGCUGAACUUUUUCAAUAACCAAAUUGAAGAGCUGCCCACGCAGAUCAGCAGCCUCCAGAAACUCAAACACCUGAACCUUGGUAUGAACAGGCUAAACACUUUGCCCCGAGGAUUUGGCUCUUUACCAGCCCUGGAGGUCCUUGACUUGACAUAUAACAACUUGAAUGAAAAUUCUCUUCCUGGAAACUUCUUCUACCUUACCACCCUGCGUGCACUUUAUCUAAGUGACAACGAUUUUGAAAUCCUGCCGCCAGAUAUUGGGAAGCUCACAAAGUUGCAGAUACUCAGCCUUAGGGAUAAUGAUCUGAUAUCUCUGCCAAAAGAAAUUGGGGAACUCACCCAGCUGAAGGAGCUACACAUCCAAGGGAACCGCCUGACUGUCCUUCCCCCUGAGCUCGGAAACUUGGAUUUAACUGGCCAAAAGCAGGUCUUCAAAGCUGAGAAUAAUCCCUGGGUUACCCCAAUUGCUGACCAGUUCCAGCUUGGAGUGUCUCAUGUCUUCGAAUACAUCCGUUCAGAAACAUACAAGUAGCAAGAGGAAGCAUCCCAGGGCCCAAGAGUAGAGCUGGGAUGGACUUACAAGAUGCAAGAGAAAUGGCCAGGUCUUGUGCACAGACACCCAGCAAGGAAGAAGAACUGCCCUGAUUUGGAUCCAAGUCUUCCAAGACCAAACCCCAUCUUCGUUUUUUGUUCUUUUCCCUUUUUUUUCCUUUACUGCAGCAUGUUGUUCUCAAGAUUUUUUUUUUGACCUGGGUGGGGUUUGGACAGAAAAGAGAGAGAGGAAGACAUGAAAUGACACACAUUUAGGCUAGCAGAAUUAAUCCCACAACCCCACUAUGUACUUCCUUGUUAAGUGGGUCUUUGAUGUCGUUAUUCCCUUCACCAGCAGAGAUUGUGACUUAGCACACAGUUUCAUACCGUGAGAUUGUUUUUUGGGUCCUUUAAGAUUCCUUUUUGGAGGAUCAGAAGCAGGAUUUGAACUUAACACCUCAGAAUUCAGAAGCAGUAAGUACAUCUUCAAGCUUUCUUUGCUAUAGCCCAGCUUCUUAAACUGUGGGUCACAGGUCCCAUUUGGGGUCUCAUAAUUGAAUGUGGGGUUGUGAAAUUAUGAUUUCUUAUCAGUAAAUGUCUGGUUUAUAUACCCAUAUGCCUGGGAUUGCAUAAAAAUUUCUCAAGUGAAAAGGGAUCAUGAGUGGGAAAAGUUUAAAAAGCCCUGCUAGAAGACCCCCAGGAAGUUUUUCUACCAAUGCAGAAUUCUAUGUGUUGCACAAGUUUUGGCACUUUUCCUAGGAGCCUGAGAACCUUAGAGAUUUGCGCAAGAUCACACAGGCCGCUUGGGUCAGCCUCGUAUAUACUACACUGUGUGUUAACACAGAUGCUCGUAUAUACUACCCUAGUGUCCUGGUAACUUUGUCUAUUCAUGACUCCUUUUUGUCCAAGAAAGUUUUAUGUGACCCCAGGUAUAUAGAUAUAUAAAAUAGGUAUACAAAUAGAACAUUUAUUGAUAAUUUUGAACUCCUGCAUUCAGUUACGAGACCCCAUGUUGGGUUGCAACCCACAGCUUAAAAAGCUGGAUUGGAGAAAUUUGAGCUUUGAGGCAAUAUGUGGAGGAUAAGAAAAUAAAGAAGAGAAACACAAGAACUGACUGCUUUAAUGGUGCCAAUGUAAUAUUUUUACUUGACACGCAAGUGCAGGCUGUGUAUGAAUAUGUAUUUGUAUUUUUCUGGUCCUCCCCACCCACCUUGUAACCGUCCAUACAUCUGUAUAUGGCGCUCAAGAAUAUCUCCUUAGAGACAAUUGCCAGAGUUCUGGGAUAGUGAACAAUUUAUUUGAAAUUAUUCCAGGGAGGUUAUUUUUGAACUAUCCUGGAGAUAGGGGAGUUGUGGAGGAGGUUGUAGCAGUUUUUUUCUCUCUCGUAGUGAGAUGGAGUACAGUGGAGGAGAUACCUAGAUUGGUCAUAGCAGUCACUUCAUGGGCAAGUUGUGAGGAUAAUAGGAUCACAGAUAAGCAACAAGGAAAGUGUUAUACAAAUGUUUAAGUGUCCUACACAGGUGAGGCAUCCUCAUCCUAUCUCCCCACAUAUUCCAUAUAAGAAAAAAAGAAAAAGAGCCUUUUAUCUCUCAGGAAGUUGCCUGACAUAAGGUCUGAUUCUGGAUCUGCUUACCAAACGCAUGUUUUUUUAGUUUUGUAUCAUUACUAAGCCUGAGUAAGAGGAAGGAGGGAAAGGAGUAUUUAUUAGUUGCCUACUAUGUGCCAGGAAUAUUUGCUCUUCAUGACACUCCCAAAAGGUAGGUACUCUAUUACUAUCCCUGUUUUACAGUUGUGGGAACUGAGGCAGAGAGAGGUUAAGUGCUUAGGAUCAUAUGGCUACUAAAUAUCUGAGAUUUGUUUUGAAUUCAAGUCUUCCUGACUUCAAGUCCAUAUAACUUUAAUUCAGAUAUAAUUUAUGAUAAGUGAUAGGUGAACCAGUGGUUUUCUAUAUUCUAAGGGAGGGGGAAGGAAGAACCAUUUUGACUCAGGGAAAGUUUUUUUGAAGCUUUUUUUUUUUUUUUUUUUUGAAUAGGGUCUUAAAGAUGGGUUGCAUUUUAGGAGUGUCUAGAAGAAUUCCUCUAGCAGGGUCCCAAAGAAGCAACCUCUCAUUAGGAUAAAGUCCUCUUUUUAUAAUUAGUAAAGGUAUCCACCUUUAAGAGAAUAAGUUAAUUUUUAUUAACUAAGUCUCAUUUCAAAACUGAUAUAUCAAUUAUUAUUUUCAGACAUAUUUCAUUUGAAAUAAUUUCAAUUUUUCCAUUGUAAUAAAAUGAAUUUUAAAAUGCAAUAGCCAUUUUGAAAUUAUAUUUAAAUUUUUAGAAAUCACUAUGAUAAAAAUUUCAUAUUCAAGAUAAAAUUUUCAUAUUUUUUAACAAUAACAUGAGCAUCAUAUAGCUUAUUACACUUAUAUCAUUCAAAGAUUGGCCACUGGGUACUGUUUGGUGGACACUGGACCCUGGGAUCAUAGAUUAAGAACUAGAAGGGACCUCCAAGGCCAUCUAAGCUUAGGCUCUUAAACCAUAGGUGUAGAAUUGUGAAAGAACCUUUAAAGGAUUCUAUUCCAGCAUUUUCCUGAGGAAAUUGAAGCCAGAGAGUUGAGGUAAUUUGCCCCGAGUCAGUCAUUCAUAAUGAGAGUCAGGAUUUGAACACAGGACCUAUAAAUCUAAAUCUAUUACCAGAGGUGUCUUGGUGCCUAUUACUAAAAAAAAAAAAAAAAAAAAAAAA